Molecule: messenger RNA, 1029 nt
Organism: Pneumocystis jirovecii RU7
Lineage: Eukaryota; Fungi; Ascomycota; Pneumocystomycetes; Pneumocystales; Pneumocystaceae
Exons: 6
Coding region: 1-1029 (342 amino acids)
Biological process (GO): cytoplasmic translation
Cellular component (GO): cytosol
Molecular function (GO): metal ion binding; mRNA binding
Source: RefSeq, a predicted model, not a curated record
AUGCCUCAAAAGAAAACAAUACCUCCUUUAAAAAAAAACCAGCAAAAAAUAUGUAAAUUAACAUAUAUUUUAAGAAAUAAUCUAAUCCUUUUAGUUGAAGAUAAAACAUUUGGGCUUAAAAAUAAAAACAAAUCAUCAAAAGUUCAAGCACAAAUUCGUCAAAUAGAAUCUCAAGCAGCACAGAUAGGAAAAAAUAAAGCUACUAAAGAAAAAGAAGCACAGAAAAAAGAACAAGCAGAGAGAAAAUUAGCAGAAGAAUCUAAGAAGAUAGAACUUGCAGAAUUAUUUAAGCAACCAGCACAAAAAGUACCAUUUGGUGUUGAUCCAAAAAGUAUUCUUUGUCAAUAUUAUAAACAAGGAUUUUGUGAUAAAGGGAAAAAGUGUAAAUUUAGUCAUAAUCUUGACGUAGAGAAAAAAUCAGAAAAAAAAGAUAUAUAUACAGAUUCUCGGCAAAUACCUUUAAAUCUAGAUAACUCGUAUGCAGACAGAAAAGAUGACACUAUUGAUAUGUGGGAUGAUGAAAAGCUUCAGUCAGUUGUUUUAAGUAAACAUGGGAAUCCAAAGACAAUGACAAAUAUUGUAUGUAAAUUUUUCUUAGAAGCAAUAGAAAAAGGUAUUUAUGGCUGGUUCUGGGUUUGCCCAAAUGAUGGCGAUAAUUGUAAAUAUAAACAUAGUCUUCCUCCAGGAUUCGUUUUUAAAAGUAAACAAAAGGAAAAAGAAGAAGAAGAAAUUACAUUGGAACAGUUUCUUGAAAUCGAAAGACAUAAACUUGGACCAAACUUAACACCUGUAACGUUAGAAACAUUUACUGAAUGGAAGAGGAAAAGAGAAGAGAAAAAAGAGCAAGAAGAACAAGAAAUUCGCAAAAAGAAAGAAGCUAGUAUAGCAGCUGGACGAAUUGUUGGUUUAAGCGGAAGAGAAUUAUUUGAAUACAAUCCUGCCAUGUGUGAAGAAGAAGACGAAAUACUAGAUUUAAGUGAAUUUAGGAAAGUUAUAGAUGAUUCAGAAGAAGACAAUAUAAACAAUUAG